This is a messenger RNA of Drosophila suzukii, 1068 nucleotides long. RefSeq lists its product as uncharacterized. The record is from RefSeq and is a predicted model, not a curated record. Lineage: Eukaryota; Metazoa; Arthropoda; Insecta; Diptera; Drosophilidae.
CGACCACACUAAGUGUCUGUCAAAUAUCAGUCAAGAUAUUGAAUGUUAAAAUUAUUUUCGCGCAACGUGAAAUUGGUUCCCACUGAAAGUGCUAAGUGGUUUUCAGCAGCGGUAAGGAUCACCGAGACGACGUUUUAAAAAAAAUCAGCCAGCAAAAACUUUGCACACGUGAACAAUAUGGCCGACAUGCCCGACCUCGAUGUCUCCUUCAACCAGAAGGGGGAAAACGAUGCACCAAUGGAAGCCGGGUUUCCAAUAAUGACCAUAGCCACCGGGUCCGAGAAGCCCGGAACCGCAGCUCCCGAGACGGCGUCUACCUCCGGCGACUCCUUAAACCAAAAAGGGGAAAACGACGCAUCAAUGGACUCGGGGAUUGCAAUCAUGCCCGUAGCCACCGGGUCCGAGAAGCCCGGAAUUGCAGCUCUCGAGUCGGCGACUACCUCCGGCAAGGGUGAAAAGCCGGAGAUCGAGGCGGAACCGCCUUCGAACACCUUUGUUGAGGGCCUGGAGAAGGACUCGAAGGACGGGGUAUGCCCCAAGAAAAUCGACGCAGAUCAGCAGGGACUGUCAGCGGUGGGCCGUGAGCAGGAGGAAGAAUCACCAUCUGAAGCUCUUCGCCAAUCCGGGGAUCAGAUUAACGUCCGUCAGCUGGGCGGAGUCAUGGACCUGGAGGAAGAAGCUUCACCCGAAGCUCUUCGCCAAUCCGAGGAGGAACAGAAACAGUCUAAAGCAAAUUCCUUGCUAAAGCGCGAUUCCCAGGAUACGGUAGAUGAUACGAUCGCUCCACAGGCUAAGAAGCCAAAGCUUUUGAAAGCACAAGACCAGGACCAGGAGAUGUAAAACUAUUCUCCAAACCAGGUCAUUACGUCGUCCUGUCACUACGGGGCUGCUGCUCAUCUUGCCAAAGAUGUGGCUCGCACUCAAACUUAAACUAUGGCUAUAGGCCAUCUCUACACAACACAACUACUUACGUUACCUUACUAAUACACUACAAUGCGGACAAUUCUAAACUUAAUUCAUUGAAUUAGAUAUUUGUCUUUAAUCCAAAUAAACAUACAUCCAAACAAA